This is a messenger RNA of Bufo bufo (common toad), 681 nucleotides long. It is a transcript of the gene HDDC2, whose product is annotated as HD domain containing 2. The transcript is spliced from 6 exons. Gene Ontology annotation, cellular component: cytoplasm. Gene Ontology annotation, molecular function: 5'-deoxynucleotidase activity. Bases 36 to 641 code for a protein of 201 amino acids. The record is from RefSeq and is a predicted model, not a curated record. NCBI's taxonomy places the organism in Eukaryota, Metazoa, Chordata, Amphibia, Anura, Bufonidae.
UGCAGGCUGCCGCUUCCUGCAUUCUCACGGCCGGCAUGGCGGCGGUUGGUUGCGGGAGCGGUGCGGGGAAGAGCCUGCUGCGCUUUAUGAAAUUCGUAGGGCAGCUGAAGAGAGUCCCAAGAACAGGAUGGGUAUACCGCAAAGUGGAGAAGCCAGAGAGCGUGUCAGAUCAUAUGUACAGGAUGGCGGUCAUGGCGAUGUUAACAGAAGACAAGAAACUAAAUAAGGAUAGGUGUAUAAAGCUUGCUCUUGUGCAUGACAUGGCAGAAUGCAUUGUGGGUGACAUAGCUCCGGCUGACAACAUCUCCAAGGAGGAGAAACACAAGAAAGAAAAGGAUGCGAUGACCUAUUUGUCUGAUCUGUUACCCGAUGAUAUGAAGAAGGAGGUGUAUGAACUGUGGGAAGAGUAUGAGCAUCAGUCCAGCGCUGAAGCGAAAUUUGUGAAAGAGCUUGACCAAUGUGAAAUGAUCCUCCAGGCUCUUGAAUAUGAAGAGCUUGAAAAGCGACCAGGAAGACUUCAAGAUUUCUACAAUUCAACUGCAGGAAAAUUUAAACAUCCAGAAAUUGUUCAGUUGGUGUCUGCAAUUUAUGAAGAAAGAGACUCCAACAUAGCUUCACAAGGAAGUAGCUCUCAGCUGUAAAAUCGUUUUAUUUCUGCCCAGAAUAAACUAUUUAUCCUUU